GCCGGGGGUUCGAUUCCCCCUUAAUGCACUCGAAAUGUCAUUUUUGUCGACUCCCCUACCAUGAUUUUUUUUUCAUAAAAAUUCGCGGCAUGAACACUGCAGCGUUGAAUCCCAAGCUCUUCCAUAGAUUGGUUGGCAGCUUUUCAAGUUGAAGGUUGGUAACCGUUGGUUACCUCGAAUCCAUGGGUGAUGUAACAUCUUACAAUUGAGCUCUUUUAAAUGACAUCUCGGGUUAGGCUCGGUUGCGAUUUUUUUUAGGGAACCGCAACCAUAUUUCUACCAGCUAUCCUGAAAAUAUGACCCCAAAAUCUAUCUCCCCGAGUUUCCUAUACAUCACGCCAUGUUCGCCCAUCUACUGGUACUGCUUUGUGCAUCUAUCUCCGUGAUUGCGAAACCUGCUCCCGAACCCAAUGUUGUAAUCAUUGGCCAGAACGUAGGAAACUGUGCAUCGGGGUUUCCAGUGUGUUGUAAGACUGUCAGCCCUGAUUAUAGCGGAGGUGAGGGGUGCCUGUCAGUUCCCAGUGUGAAUGCAUGUGGUGACUCGGUGACCGCACUCUGCUGCCAGGAUACCAGCACUGUGGAGAUGAUCGGAACAGCAGAGAAUUGCACUGUUUAUCACUAGAUAUAGUGAUCCCGUAUAUCCAUUUCUGCUGUGUCCGUAAAUUGCAAGAAGACGAUUUACAGAACGCUAGCAAGCCACCACCGACUUUCCUUCGCCUUAUGCAUAAAAUGAGAGAGUUACGUGACUUACGUUUCAAGACGGGAACGCGUAAGAUCUAUUCAUUGGUUGCGCUAACCUCACUCGAGCUGCUAUGCAGACCUUACUAGCAGUGUGUUUACAGCUCCACUCACAUGAUAUCUGGUGAAAGUGUGAGGGCAGAUUUGCGGAAUCGUGAAGUGAUGUCGGUUCGAUGCUCGUUGUCAAUGCGUGUACUAUCGGUUAUCACAACUUUGGUCAACCACUGGUUCGGACACUGCAAAUUAAUAUCUCACU
Messenger RNA from Suillus bovinus, 994 nucleotides. RefSeq lists its product as uncharacterized. The coding region runs from base 341 to 622 and encodes 93 amino acids. The transcript is spliced from 3 exons. Lineage: Eukaryota; Fungi; Basidiomycota; Agaricomycetes; Boletales; Suillaceae. The record is from RefSeq and is a predicted model, not a curated record.